Molecule: messenger RNA, 2640 nt
Organism: Pteropus alecto (black flying fox)
Lineage: Eukaryota; Metazoa; Chordata; Mammalia; Chiroptera; Pteropodidae
Gene: NONO
Product: non-POU domain containing octamer binding
Exons: 13
Coding region: 240-1760 (506 amino acids)
Biological process (GO): regulation of DNA-templated transcription
Cellular component (GO): nucleus
Molecular function (GO): RNA binding
Source: RefSeq, a predicted model, not a curated record
GGCCGCUUGCACCCCUGGGGAGGCGCCGAGCUCCAUCGUCUCGUUUCCGGCGGUCGCGCGCUCUUUUCUUGGGACGGUAGAGGCCGUGUGGCGUCGCCGUUACUCCGAGGAGAGAAGAGUCGGUAGAGGAAACGAUUGUCGUAAGGCGACACCUUUCUUUGUGUUCUUAACGGAGAAGUCGGGGGUAGAGACGGCGGGGAGGCACUUUGCUAUCUUCCAUCUAGGUCGAGGGCGCAAAAAUGCAGAGCAAUAAGACCUUUAACUUGGAGAAGCAGAACCAUGCUCCCAGGAAGCAUCAUCAGCAUCACCACCAGCCACACCACCAGCAGCAGCAGCAGCAGCCGCCGCCGCCUCCGAUACCCGCGAACGGGCAGCAAGCCAGCAGCCAGAAUGAAGGCUUGACUAUUGACCUGAAGAAUUUUCGGAAGCCGGGAGAGAAGACCUUCACCCAGCGUAGCCGGCUCUUUGUGGGCAAUCUUCCCCCUGACAUCACUGAGGAGGAAAUGCGGAAGCUAUUCGAGAAAUACGGGAAGGCGGGCGAAGUCUUCAUUCAUAAGGAUAAGGGCUUUGGCUUUAUCCGAUUGGAAACGCGGACCCUAGCGGAGAUUGCCAAAGUGGAGCUGGACAACAUGCCCCUCCGUGGGAAGCAGCUGCGCGUGCGCUUCGCCUGCCACAGUGCGUCCCUUACGGUCCGGAACCUCCCUCAGUAUGUGUCCAACGAACUGUUGGAGGAAGCCUUUUCUGUAUUCGGCCAGGUGGAGAGGGCUGUGGUCAUCGUGGAUGAUCGAGGAAGGCCCUCAGGCAAAGGCAUCGUGGAGUUCUCAGGCAAGCCAGCUGCUCGGAAAGCUCUGGACAGAUGCAGCGAAGGCUCCUUCCUGCUGCCCAGAUUUCCGCGGCCUGUGACUGUGGAGCCCAUGGACCAGUUAGAUGACGAAGAGGGACUUCCAGAGAAGCUGGUCAUAAAGAACCAGCAGUUUCACAAGGAGCGAGAGCAGCCGCCCAGAUUCGCACAGCCCGGCUCCUUCGAGUACGAGUACGCCAUGCGCUGGAAGGCGCUCAUCGAGAUGGAGAAGCAGCAGCAGGACCAAGUGGACCGCAACAUCAAGGAGGCGCGCGAGAAGCUGGAGAUGGAGAUGGAGGCCGCGCGCCACGAGCACCAGGUCAUGUUAAUGCGGCAGGAUCUGAUGCGGCGCCAGGAGGAGCUUCGGAGGAUGGAGGAGCUGCACAACCAGGAGGUGCAGAAGCGGAAGCAGCUGGAGCUCAGGCAGGAGGAGGAGCGCAGGCGCCGUGAGGAGGAGAUGCGGCGACAGCAGGAAGAAAUGAUGCGGCGCCAGCAGGAGGGAUUUAAGGGAGCCUUCCCCGAUGCGAGAGAGCAGGAACUUCGCAUGGGCCAGAUGGCCAUGGGAGGUGCUAUGGGCAUAAAUAACAGAGGCGCCAUGCCCCCUGCUCCUGUGCCGACUGGUACCCCAGCUCCUCCAGGACCGGCCACUAUGAUGCCAGAUGGAACCUUGGGAUUGGCUUCGGGUUGCUUGCCCUUGUCCGGCAAAAAGGAUAUGGCUACAACGCACCCAUCCUGGGAUUUUCGUACGUCACGUUGUUUAGCAGAUAAGACUAGAGAGAAAAAGACCCCGCCAACAACCGAACGCUUCGGCCAGGCAGCUACGAUGGAAGGAAUCGGGGCCAUCGGUGGAACCCCGCCUGCGUUCAACCGUGCGGCUCCUGGAGCCGAAUUCGCUCCAAACAAACGUCGCCGAUACUAAAAGAAAAAAAUUGCAGUGUCUAGUUUCCCAAAACCCUUAAGAGAAGGACCCUUUUUGGACUAGCCAGAAUUCUACCCUGGAAAAGCGUUAGGGAUCCCUCCCAGUAGUUAGGUCUCCCCUGCCUGUCCACUCCAGGGAGUCUGCUGGAGGCAGAGGGCGAGGGAGGGGCGGUGUCUACCGAAUCAAUUCUGUGUGGUAUGUCGUCUAACUCAUCGAAUCAUGUGGUGCAUUCCUGAACUCCCAAGUGAUUUUGGAGGGUCAGGAGGUGGGGGAAUCGUGACAGACAGGAUUCAUUGCAGUCAGAGCCCCGUUCAUCUUGAUCAUUCCGUUCUCCGUGCCCUCUCGCGUCUCAGCCCCCCCAGCCCCAGAGACACUGCCAGGUAUACCACAGCACCCCAGCACCCCCGAUGACCUUAGCCUCAUCCUCCGUUCACUCCCAGGUGGGAAUUCAGGCCAACGUCCGCAGCGGUCAGCGAUAACAUACAUACGGUUCUGUUCUAUCCCAUACAUUGCCCCUUCCACGUCCCGAGGAAGACAUUUUUCUCUUAGAGCUUUUCAUUUUAGCACACCUUUAAAAAAUCUUGUGUUAAGUUGCCGCCUUCAUUUUCUUGGGUCAGGACGACCCGGGAAUGGCCCUCUCGUGUCCGAUGUUGCUGUUCAUAGCUUUUCUCGGUAGGCCUGGUGCAGUCUUGGGGACGGGGCUGCCGCGUGCCGACAGCCCGGACGGUGGCCCUCAGCCUUGCCUAUCCUAGGUAGUCACGCCGUGCAUUUUUUUAUCUGUGUACUACGUUUGAUUUGUCCCUGAUACCUUUGGAGUUUUUCUGAGAAAUGGAGCAGUCAUGCAGCAUCGACUUAUUAAAAUACAUUUUAAGCCUUUUAA